AUGGCCCGAGCGAGGGACGUCCCGGCCGAGGAGGAGGACCAGGAAAUGGAGGAGGAAUUGGUCGCCUUGCAGUUUGACGAGACACUAUCAUGGCGGGCGGGUAAGCCCAUUCCCACCGGCACCCUCCUGAAGAGGUUGGAGAAGCUAUCACAGGAGCUUGUCGACAUGGAUCAGGAUACUGUCGAUAAGGAUUCAUUGACAAAAGUCGCAAAAGAGCUCGCUGCACACAACCUGCUGGCACAUAAGGAAGGAGGCGUCAAGGCCUACGCCGCUUCUUGUCUGGUAGACAUUUUGAAGCUAUGCGCCCCAGACGCACCCUUCACGCCCUCCCAGCUCAAGGACAUAUUCAGCCUCUUCGUCAAGACCAUUCUCCCAGCCUUGUGGGAUCCCACCAACACUUACAACACACAACACAAAUAUGUCCUUACUUCACUUGCCGAGGUCAAGAGCAUCCUGCUCAUCAAUGAGCUUGCAAACGCUGAAGAUCUUCUUCUACACUUGUUUUCAUCGUUCUUUGAUGGCAUUACCGGAUCGUCCAAGUCUAGCUCAGUGGAGCAAGUAGCCAAGGAUGUCGAAUUCCACAUGACAGACAUUCUCGUCACUUUGCUCGAAGAGGGUCCAACCCUGCCACCUUCUGUAUUGGACGUGAUCAUGGCCCAAUUCCUCCGAGCCGCGCCGCCUGGAGGGUCCCGAAGCCGCACAGAAACCAAUGGCAGUCAAACAACCCUUUUGCCAAAGGAAGAGCCCGAAGCCUACGUAAUGGCCAAAACCGUAUGCAAUCACUGCCCAGAGAAGAUGGCAAGAUACGUCAGCCAGUAUUUCAGCGAUGUGAUCAUGGACAUAUCUGGCAAGAGUGGCCAAACUAAUGGCCAUCGUGAUGACCACGAACUUGAAGAUGACGACGCGCCCACCGGACCUUCCGAUUCCGAUUUUAAAGAAUUGCGGAAAGCGCAUCAACUCCUUCGUGAGCUUUGGCGAGCCGCGCCAACGGUGCUAGCAAACGUCGUCCCGCAAGUAGACGCGGAGCUUUCUGCCGACAACGUGCAGCUACGACUCUUGGCCACCGAGACUCUGGGAGAUAUGAUAUCGGGUAUUGGUGCCGCAGGGCCGCCGCCGCCACCUGUGCUGGACCCGGCCGCAUAUCCUCCAAUCACGUUGGGUGAUGACAUUUCGGAGGAGACGGACUCUGGCAGUAUUCUCACGACGCCAAUCUCUCCUCUCUCUUUCGCACAGACACAUUCUCAAGCUUUCCACAACUUCGUCAGCAGGAAAAACGACAAAUCACCCCUGAUUCGUGCAGCGUGGACGACCGCCGUUGGCUAUAUCGUUUCGACAUCGGCUGGCGGCAUCGGACUGAGUCGCGAAGAUGAGCAAAGUUUUGUUGAUGGUCUCAAAGACAGGCUCAACGACCCCGAUGAGAAGGUCAGACUGGCCGCGGUCAAGGCCAUUGAAGUUUUCCGCUUCCGUGAUAUCAUCACAAAGCUAGCUGUGGACGGUGGCGUCGCCAAGAAUGGCACUAUUCUCUCUAUUUUAUCAGACCGCUGUCGUGAUCGACGCGCUCCCAUUCGAGUUGAAGCCAUGGCUCUGCUGGGCAAGCUAUGGGCAGUUGCAAGUGGAGAAUUGUUGGCUGGCAACGACGUGGUGGUGUCUGCUUUGGGCGGCAUUCCGUCCUAUAUCUUCAAUGCUUUCUACGCCAACGACCUUGAACUGAACAUCUUGCUCGAGCGUGUCACCUUCGAGUGCCUUGUUCCCCUGUCAUAUCCGCCGGGUAAGCCCAAGUCUUCAAACGGCCACUCUCAGUCUCAAGCAAAUACCGAUGCAACCUAUGAUCCGGAUCGGAUACGUGCGGAGCGCAUUUUGCUUCUUGUCAAGAGCCUCGAUGAAAAGGCGGCCAGAGCAUUCUUCGCUUUGCAAAAACAACAACCACAAUUUGCAAAAGUCCUCGAGACUUUCGUCAAGCAGUGCGAAGCCUUUAAUGGCGGCUUGCCAGAAACAAAUGGGGAUGUUGUAAAGCAGAAUCUCAAGAAAAUCAUCCAGUACUUGACUACAUACUUCCCUGAUGCAUUGAAAGUCGAAGCCGAUCUUCAUAAUUUUGCCACUCUCAAUGACCGAAGGUGUUACAAUCUUAUCCGAUUCAUCACCAGCCAUGAGAGCGACUUCAAGACGAUGUAUCGAGGGCUGAAAGAGUUCAACAAGCGCAUCCAGGGAACAACCAAGCCUCAUAUACUAGAUACAAUGCUUCCUUUACUUUACCGGUCCGCUUAUAUUAUCAUCAACAAGAGCCACUUAGCUGCCUUCAUCGACUAUUCGAAAAACGAUAGGGACGGCUUUGGUGCAGCCGCUCAACAAAUAACGGCAGAAGCCUCCAAGUCAAGCGGUGCCCUGUUCAAGGCGCAUAUUGGACAAUUGUGCAAAGACCUGAUAGAAGCAGCACCAACGGCAUCCAGAGACAACGAUCCUGGUACGGUCGAGACACUGAAGGCUUGCUCGUCGUAUUCCCGAAAGUAUCCUGAAGAGAUCCCACAGGACAAGAAGUUUACACAAGCUCUCAUAAACUAUGCGCUUUUUGGGACACCAACAAAAGCUGCCAAGUAUGCUGUCAACAUCCUCAUGGCACGGAAAGAUGACAAAGCUCUGGUUUCUGCCACCGAGCUUCUCCAGAAAGUGACAAAAGACUGGAGUUAUGGCUCAAAGCAUUUCUUGAGUAGAACUGCUGCAGUCAGCCAGCUUGAGCUUCUGGCCUCGAGUGUGACUGCCGAUGCGAACGACAAGAUCAUGGACAUGGCACUCAAGGAAAUUCUUCAGAAAGUGCGAACAGAGGCGAGUGAUUCCGACUCCGAAUGGGUAGAUGAUGCGGAUCUCGAGGAGGAAUACUUUGUCAAGUAUUGGUCAUUGAAGCUCAUCGUAAACCGUCUUCGCGGGACUAAGGAUCCCGAGGAAGUCAAAGAGGUCACACCUACUGUGUUCAAGCUCCUUCGGACACUACUUCGUGACCAGGGAGAGCUUUGCAAGACACAAGAUACCCCCAAGCAUCACAAAACUCGCCUACGACUCUUGGCUGGCCAACUGUUGUUGAAACUUUGCACCUCAAAGCGAUUCGAAGAGCUUUUUUCGCACACGGACUUCAACCGGUUGGCUUUACUGACACAAGAUUCUAGCGCGCAUGUUCGCCGUGGCUUCGUUGAAAAACUACAAAAAUAUCUUGUGAACAGGAAGUUGCCUGCGAGAUUUUACACAAUCAUCUUUUUGACAGCAUUUGAGCCCGUUAUGGACUUUAGGCAAAAUGUUGAAACCUGGAUCCGCUCGCGGGCACGAUACUUCCGCGAGAACGCCAAAGACAACGUGAACGUGAUGGAAGCCAUAUUUGGACGCUUGAUUUCAUUACUUGCACACCACCCUGAUUUCAGUACUGAAGUGGGUGAUCUGCUUGACACGGCCCGCUACAUCAUCUACUACAUUAGCAAUGUGGCCACCGAACAGAAUUUUGCACUCAUCUUCAAGUAUGCUGAACGGGUAAAGCAAACACGAGACGGAAUCGCACCAGAAAAGAGCGAUAAUCUGUACGUGCUUUGCGACUUGGCUCUAGCGACGUUGAGGAAGUGGCAGGAACGUAAAGGAUGGAGCUUCCAGGCCUAUGCUGGCAAGACUGGCUUACCAAAAGGCCUAUACACAGCUCUGCCGAGUCACGAUGUCGCACAACAGAUUGCGGAGAAACAGUACCUGCCUGAAGGCGUUGAGGAACGGCUAGAUGAUUUAUUAAGAACACUUGACAAGAAGAAGGUUCGCCGAAGAAGACCCCAAACACAAGGCGUUUUGUGCAUACGCGCUGACAUCAUACCUUUACAGAAACGCAAGAGUACAGACGAGCGCGGCGACGGUCACCCUGCCCAAAAGAGGGCCAGAACAGUACAGCCGAGAUCAGCUGCGGCAAAGACUGACCGACCCGCCAGCAGUAAGAGACCUGCCGUCAAGAGCAAGGCACCUAAACCUCGGAAACAAAGGUCAUCCCCAGCACCAGAGUCAGCCGAUCGACGACGAAGUGGUCGAUCUAGGAAAGACUCUUCUUACCUCGAACGUGAUUCAUCGGAUGAUGACGACGACAUGCUAGAGGGAGUUUCCAAGUGGGACUACUACGACAAGGCGGGAAACAGGGUCCAAAACGAUGAUGAGGAGGCGGAGGAAGACGAAGACGUGGAUGAGGACGACAAAUCUGAACUCUCCAAUGUCGAGGAGGAAGCCGAGCCCAUGGUCGAGGACGAACCAGAACCAGCUGUUAUGAACAGUGGGGCGAGUGGAACGCCUGAAGAACAGCCAGCUGACGAAGAAGAAGAAGAAGAAGAAGAAGAAGGGGAGAAGGAGAGUGAGGGUGCGGCGGCGGUGGUGGAGGAAGAUAAGGAGGAAGUUGAAGAAGCGGAACCUGAGGAGGAGGUACCUGCUCCGAGGUCAAGCGGUCGUAGAGGACGAAACGCGACCGCAACGCUCCCAACAAGAGGCAAAGCAGCGCCAAAAGCUGCCGCUAGCCCGGCGCCCUCAAAGUCGAGUGCAUCGAAGGGCAAGGCGGCGACUGCAAGCAAGGCAAAGUCAAAGCCAGCACCAGCAACAUCUAGCCGUGCGACCCGUAGUAGGAGAGCAGCUGCCGACGUGAGCGAGGCUUCAGACUAA
This is a messenger RNA of Truncatella angustata, 4662 nucleotides long. RefSeq names its product armadillo-type protein. Lineage: Eukaryota; Fungi; Ascomycota; Sordariomycetes; Amphisphaeriales; Sporocadaceae. The record is from RefSeq and is a predicted model, not a curated record. The transcript has 2 exons. Gene Ontology annotation, cellular component: chromatin; nucleus. Gene Ontology annotation, biological process: DNA repair; mitotic sister chromatid cohesion. Bases 1 to 4662 code for a protein of 1553 amino acids.